GGUAGACUAGGGCUAUAUUAACUCGUGCUGAUUUCUUCCGAAAUAUAUAACCGUGUUAGGUGAAAUUUAUCAGGUUUGAUGAAUUGUUUCUGUUAAUACAUUUUCCAAAAAUAAUAUACAAUGGAUAUAACACAUAUCAUAGUUUAUAGUGUAUGGUUGAUAUUAUCUAUAUUAGAAAGAUUUGAAGCGCAACCUCGACCUCAACCCCGACGUGUUGUUUGUUAUUAUACAAACUGGGCGCAAUACAGAACGGGGCAAGGGAGUUUCGAACCAAGGGAUAUUAAUGCGAAAUUAUGCACGCAUCUUGUAUACGCUCAUGCUGGUGUUAAUGUUAACUUUACCAUACGGACGACAGAAUGGAAUGAUUUACCUUCACAUUGGUCAACUGGAAUGUACCCCCAGUUUAUUGGUUUGAAGAAUGAAAACCCUAAACUGAAAACAAUGAUUUCUGCUGGUGGAUAUGCUUUAAGUCCAUCAUUUGCACAGAUAGUUCAGACGAAGGGAACUAGAGCUGUAUUUAUAGAAUCCGCUAUACGAUUUAUGAGAGACUGGGGAUUUGAUGGUUUAGAUAUCAUGUGGGAAUAUCCUACUAAACGUGGAAGUAAAAGCAGUGAUAAGCAGAAGUUUUCUAAAUUGUUGCAGGAAACACGAGAAUCGUUCCGUUUAGAAUCUACCCAGACAGGUUCUAUACCAUUAAUAUUAUCAGCUACUGUUGCUGCUACUAAAGAUAUUAUAGAUGAUGCUUAUGAAAUAGGUACUGUUACUGAACAGGUUGAUUUCUUGAAUCUGUUGACCUAUGAUUUUCAUGGUCAUUGGGAUGGAUGGACGGGUCAUUGUGCACCAUUGUAUGGUCGAGCGGAUGAACAAGGUUCUUUUGCUUAUAACAACGUAAAUGCAUCUGUAAAUUAUUGGAUGGAAAAUGGAACACCACCUAGUAAGAUAAAUGUUGGUAUUUCUCCCUAUGCGAGAACAUUUACUAUAGAUGUAAAUAACAAUACGUUACCUGGUAGACCAUCUAUCGGACCUGGCAGACCUGGUAAAAUAUCACAUGAUGCUGGUGGACUUACCUAUUAUGAGAUUUGUGAUAUUGCCAGAGAUGCUGAUAUAUUUUGGGAUGAUAUACAGAAAGUACCGUUUAUGGUGUAUAAUAAUCAGUGGAUUAGUUUUGAUAAUGAAAGAAGUAUUAAUGAGAAGUUGAAGUUUAUUAAGAACCGUAGUAUUGGUGGGGUGAUGUUCUGGAAUAUGCCAUCAGAUGAUUUUUUCAAUUCGUGUGGAUCUGGUCGAUUUCCUAUGUUAUCUACAUUACAUAAGCAACUUGUAGGAAAUUCCAUCCCAGCACGCUAGUGUCGCUACGGAUUAUGUGGUCUUUUUCCUUGAACAAUAAAAUGAAUGCGGAAACCUUUAAUAUUAAAGAAGACUAUUUUUAAUGAAGUGGUUGAAAGCGACCUCCGGUGAUAUGCACGAAAUCCAGGAUUAGAUUUCACACAGUGUUGUCCAAUUACCGAAUAUAGUUCUGGUGGGACUAUCGCUUUAGAUAGUGUUGUUAAAUGUUCAAUAAUAAGAAUACUAAUCAUUAAGAAAACUGAAAAAAGCAAAUGUAUAUAUUAAAAGAAUGCAAAUGAUGUUCUAGGUAGAGAACUUUUAUAUAUUUGGUAUGUCACAACAAUCUUUGUAUAUAUGUAAAUAAAAGUAUACCAACUUACAA
This is a messenger RNA of Patella vulgata (common limpet), 1705 nucleotides long. RefSeq names its product chitotriosidase-1. Gene Ontology annotation, molecular function: chitinase activity; chitin binding. Gene Ontology annotation, cellular component: extracellular region. Gene Ontology annotation, biological process: carbohydrate metabolic process; chitin catabolic process. Bases 121 to 1344 code for a protein of 407 amino acids. Lineage: Eukaryota; Metazoa; Mollusca; Gastropoda; Patellidae. The record is from RefSeq and is a predicted model, not a curated record. The transcript has 9 exons.